Messenger RNA from Oryza sativa Japonica Group (Japanese rice), 2771 nucleotides. RefSeq names its product F-box protein PP2-B10. Lineage: Eukaryota; Viridiplantae; Streptophyta; Magnoliopsida; Poales; Poaceae. The record is from RefSeq and is a predicted model, not a curated record. Gene Ontology annotation, molecular function: protein binding.
AAUUGAUUCCCCGCACACCCCGACCACAAGUCCACGCCUCAACGAAGAAAAUCUCAGAUCCCUGUUCUCCCCUCCCCCUCGAUUAGCCGAAGAAAAUCCUCGCACAAGGAAGUCUCAUGGAUUCAGAUCCAGCCAUGGUGCUGCUUAAUCGCUCCGUGCUCUUGGUCAACGAGGUAACAGAUGUAAUGAAGGAAAAAGGCUGGUCUCUUGAGCUCGACGAGAAGGCAAUUUCAGACGCAUGCGACGGUAUCACGGAUUGGCAGGAGAAAGAGAAGGCAAGGCAAAAGGCCAUACGAGCAGAGAUCAAGAGGUUUCGAGCCAACCAAGAUGCGGCGGAGGCCAUUUUGCGCAAGCGCAAGGCCUCCAUGCCCCCCAGCACGGUGACCAAGUUUUGUACUGACACCGACCUCCGUAAGGUUUUGGAUGGCAUCGAACUAGAUCCUCAAGUCCAUGAUAUACCAGGUUUGUCCUUCUUUCGCCUCCGGCUGUCGUCUGCACGACAUCCUCCUGAUUUGCAGGGCACCUCCGUCGCCGGUGCGGACCACAACAUCCUCGUCUUCUAUGUCGGCCCCUACCGGCCCGGUUUCCCUGCACCGGGAUUUUAUCUGGUUUACGACGCAUGGGCCAACUCACUGUCCGCCAUCCACCAGUUGCCAUAUUUAGGCGGCGGCAGUAUUGGCUCUGAGGUUGCCGUGCUGCGCCAUGCUCCGGCCAGCGACUAUAUCCUCGCCGAGCUCCUCCUCACUGGCGAACUCCCCAAGGCAAGUCUCUGGACGUGGUGUUCGUCUGGUCCGUCCGCUCGCCAAUGGAUCCACAAGACAGUCAUCCUCCCUCCUGAAGUGUGCACGCCCACCUACAUCUUUCAUGCCGAUACCACUUUCUCUCUUGGGAAGUUUGCGCUCUGUUGGGUAGACCUCCUCGUUGGCAUCUUGAUGACCUGCGAUACCCUUGCCCCAGAACCUGUUUUCCAGUUCAUCCCGUUGCCGGAGGGGUGCUAUAUGGAGCCGCCCGACCCUCAAGAUGGACGCCAGGUACCACAGGAAUACCGGUCUAUGUGUUGCGGCAAUGACGGUAUCAUCAGAUUCAUCUCCAUCGACGGCUAUCAUCAAGACCUCUCUAUCAACGAUAUGAGGAAUAUGUUCCUCAGGACAUGGUCUCUUACUCUUAACCCCAAGGAGUGGAAGCAAGAAGCGGCACUAUGCAUUGGAGACCUCUGAUCUGACACAACCCACCAGAAGCUGCCAGCACUAAUGCCGACCUGGCCUGUCCAUAGCAUUCUUCAUGCUGAUGUUGUCUUCUUGUACUUGUCCGGCCCUAAUACUGGGAAUAAUACUGGGGAGACAGAGCGGUACAUGGUCAGCAUCAACGUGCAGCACAGGGAGGCUAUUUCAAUCUCCAAGUUAUCUCCUGAUGAUAGUUCCCCUCCUCCACGCUACUUUCCCAGCAGCUUCAAUUCGUACAUAAACAAGCGAUCCGGAAGGGAGAAAGGCGGCGACAAUGUCACCGUUAGGACGAACAAGAAAGCGGAGUACAUCUCAGGGCUCUCAGAGGAUUGCCUUGCUCUUGCAAUCUCCUUGACGACUCCCAUGGACGCGUGCCGCUGCUGUGCCGUCUCCAGGGCCUUCCAAAAAGCGGCUAAUUCCGACUCUGUGUGGAGGCACUUCUUGCCGAAGGACUACCUCUCCAUCCUGGCUCGUGCCGACGAUCGUGUGCAUUUCACUUCCGAGAAGAAGCUCCUCGUCAGCCUUGUCAAAGACCACGUCCUCCUCGACCAACACAGCAAGAGUCUUUGGUUGGAAAGAACAAGCCUAGCCAAGUGCUACUUGCUAUCAUCGAGAUCAUUACCGAUAGCAUGGGAAGACCAUCCCCUGAAAUGGAGAUGGAUCUCCUUACCCGAUUCCAGGUUUGAAGAAGUAACUGAGCUUCUAAAGGUCUGCUGGCUCGAUUUAUGUGGCAGAGUCAACUGCAGAGAGCUCUCACCCAACACAGAAUAUGCAGCCUACCUCGUCUUCAAAUUGACAGAUGAUUCGUACGGCCUUGAUUGCCAGACACAAGAGGCAGACAUCACCAUGGACGAUCAAGUAGUGUCUGCCAAGCGGACCAUCUCUUUCUACCCACGCCCACGCCCACGCCCACGCCCAUCCACACGAGAGACACUUUCUAACAUGGGUAGAAUCGAAGAAGCAGGACAAGCAGAGGAGCCAAGCUACCCAAGAGAACGAGGUGAUGGCUGGCUGGAGGUACAACUAGGGCACUUCUACAACGACCUAGAAGACACUGGAGUGGUUGUUAUCCGCCUCAAGGAGCAUAUCCAGCUCAACUGGAAGAAAGGACUUAUCUUGGAGGGUAUGGAAAUUAGACACAACAUAUAAGUCUUUGAGGAAGAUACAGAAAAAUGGAGCAAGUAUGUUAGAAGACAAAAUUAAAUAAUGCAGCAUUGAAUAUGCACAAAGAGCAGUCAUGAUUCAACCAGUGUUCAAAAAUCCUGGCUGUAAGCAAUUGGUUACCGCUCCAAAGCCGAUGAACCAACAUUGGCAUACUGAACAGAACAAUUUAAAUUCAACUUUGGAAGUAUGCCAACUUCUUAUCUUUCAUGGUUAUUUGUUGUUAUAUUUCUAAAGGAAAAUGAAAUAUUCGCAUUCAGUUCUAUAAUUAUAUCAAUUGCCACACUUGUGGUGGAACUAUUGAUAUGUUGUAUGUAUACUUCUGUGAUGCAUGUCUUUAUGGACUAUUGCAUCAUAAUCAUUAUGUUCUAUUUGUGAUGAAUUCAA